This is a messenger RNA of Knipowitschia caucasica, 420 nucleotides long. NCBI's taxonomy places the organism in Eukaryota, Metazoa, Chordata, Actinopteri, Gobiiformes, Gobiidae. The record is from the annotation of a GenBank genome assembly.
AUGAGUCUGUUCAGAUGCUCUCGGCUCCUUCUCUGCUCCUCCGGCAUCUCCCCAAAUCUCUGUCCCAGUUCUGACAAGAGCCACGACUCUCCCGCGACUCACCCACGACUCACCCACGACUCACCCACGACUCUCCCGCGACUCACCCACGACUCACCCACGACUCUCCCGCGACUCACCCACGACUCACCCACGACUCUCCCGCGACUCACCCACGACUCACCCACGACUCUCCCGCGACUCACCCACGACUCACCCACGACUCACCCACGACUCACCCACGACUCUCCCGCGACUCACCCACGACUCACCCACGACUCUCCCGCGACUCACCCACGACUCUCCCGCGACUCACCCACAAUUCACCUACGAUUCAUAAAAAAUAUCUCAAUCUUUGCCCAAAAUUUUGGUGAAAUCUGA